AUGAAUCGGUUUGAGAGAGCUUUGUCUUCGAGCUCUGUUUUCAACGAUGAUCCAUCAAUCUCUGGCCAAGAGUCCGAGUACUUGGAUAUGGACAUGGACGAGGAAGAGGCGUUGCGCAAAGCUGCGCGCGCCGGCAUCCGGUUGCUUGAAGCCAACACAGCAUUAAAUGAGGAAGUUAUCGCUUUGCGUGAGCAGGUGACUCUCCUGGAACGUGAGCAGCGGAAUCUACGGGCGCUAUUAGAGACGCGAAUGGUGGAGUUGGCUAGUAUAACAGAGAUCCGAAAGAAUUUGAUGAUCGAGGCCAGCGCGUUGCACAACGAACUCAAGGCCAAAUCAGUACUUGUGACGAAUUUGCUAGAAAAGGAGGACUUUUUGAGACAGCAAGUGGCGGACGCUGAAGAUGCUAAAAUGCUGGUGGAGAAUCAUGUUGUCGAAUUGCAGUUAGAGCUUAAUCAGUUGAGGUCUGAUACCGCAAAGGCGGAGUCUGCACAGCCCAAUAUUACUGUUGCGAAUCCCGUAGCUACGUACGACUCGAGCCAAACUAGUGCAUUUACAUACGCCGAUUACGAGACGCUACAGCACCGACUUCACGUCUCGUUGGAAGAGAAUAAAGCGUUUGUUUUGGAGAUCAAAAGUCUUCGCAAGGAUGUUGAAACUUUGCGUUAUAAGGUGGGCAAAUUGCCAGAGUGUAUGACCCACAUUGAACGACUCGAAAAGCGCAAUGCGAAGCUACGCAGUGCAAAUGAUACUUUGCGCGAAGAACGCAUGGAGGAACAAGCCGUGCUUGACAGUCUUCGAUCAAUGAAUCUAGUGUACAAAAAAAUUGCCGACUCGCGCCCAUUUGCGGUCGACUGCACAUGUUCACAGCAAUCAGAGAUAACAGAUCCACAAACUUUAGGUGUCACUGUGCGUGAUGUUCUCAUCGAAGAGAACAUGAACCUUGAAGCCGAACUAAGAGAGCUGAGAAGUUCGAUGAAUUUACCACAUAAUGAUUCAAACAAUGAUCAAAAAAAAGCGCUAAAUAUGGUGCUGAAGCGAGUAGAGAGUAGCAGUAGCAACGGCUCAGCUAUAUCGGACACUGCUAGCAGCUGUGGUGAGCCGAUCGAGACGGCAAAUGAGAGGCUCAGUCGAAAAGUGCAGAUCCUUACCGAGAAAUAUGAUUUGUCCAAAGAAAUGCUGCGCCAUACGAAGGUACAGUGGUGUGCAGCAAUCGCAUCACAGAAAGCCCUCGAGGAAUGCUAUAAAUCAGCUCAAGCAGAAAUUUCUCAACUCACCCGAAAGCUUGACUAUCACUUAACAUCUGAUGCUGACACGAAAAUUGAUGAUGGUGGGAACGAAAUGGCAUCACCACAAGGUGGCGAUGAAAAAAGCAAAUGGACAGAAGAGACGGCUCUGUUCUCAGCACCACCCGGUGAUCUCAACUCACCGCUGAUCAGGCGUUUGUUGGAUUACUGGACUACUGACAAGGUAAAGGUUAUGGCUCUUACUGACUGGUUACACAAUUCAAUCCGAGGCACUGGUCGAGCAACACCCAUGCGCUUAUUGAACCUGUCGAGUGAGAUAGCAGCUGGGUUUACACAACUACUGGUCCCUAUCAUGCGCGAGCGACAUGGCGUUUCCGUAAGCAUUUACCGUCGUGACAGUGUGCAUAUAUUGUCCGACUUAGUACUGCAGACCAAUCACCCCUGCGUGACAAAGCCAGCACACUCCAUGGUUGCAUGUAACGACAAAGUCGUACCAGCGCAUCCUCUUCACUGUGAUAAAAGCAAGAAGAACUCGCCUCACUCUGUGUUUGGCAGUGCUCUAGACAGCUCUAGUGCCUUACUUCAAGGUGAAACAGAGUUCUUGUACGGUUAA
Plasmopara halstedii is the source of this 1857-nucleotide messenger RNA. RefSeq lists its product as uncharacterized. The record is from RefSeq and is a predicted model, not a curated record. NCBI's taxonomy places the organism in Eukaryota, Oomycota, Peronosporomycetes, Peronosporales, Peronosporaceae. The transcript is spliced from 2 exons. Bases 1 to 1857 code for a protein of 618 amino acids.